AUGAAGUCCUCGCGGUUGAUAUUCUAUGCUCUGCUUGCCCUGCCUGGGACCUCCAUGGGCAGCAAGACAGCGUGCGCCAAUGCAUGUCAAGCUGUUGCGGGAGACCUUGUGUUCACCAGCACAAAAGACAUGACCGACUACUACGCCGAGCAAUGCGUCGAAGCCCUCCGAGAUGAGACCCUUUUCGUAUGCAUGAGAAGCUACUGUACGGAUAAAGAAGUCGAAGCUGGAAUCGCGUACUAUAUUGAUUACUGCCAAAAAUACGGAUCGGUCGACUUGUUACCCUACUCCAUCAUUGAUAACAUCACCACUGCUGAAGUGCAGAAGUGGCCUCAGAUCGAGCCACUCGACCUGCUUCAAUCACAUGUCUACGAAACUCCCGUUUACAUUACCGGACCACUAUUUCAGCUCUCCCUCCGGACUAUGGUCGAAUGGGAUAAUUCACUGACACACCGUGCAAAUUAUGGAUACGCCAUGUUUGGUUUCUUUGGCAUUGUUAUCCUCAUCGGAGCCGUCGCACGCCUCAUCAACCUCGUUCAAAUCCGCCUGAGCGGCCAAAGUCUCCAAGGCACCACUACAACUUCCAAGAUUUCUGGCUUACAGCGACUGGCGAAGCGGUACAUCACCACACCUGCACUGGUCUCGUAUCGAGCAGCAGAACCUGUUGGCUGGUGCACUGUUCCUCCUCGGCUACAAUCUGUUACCAUUGCGGCAUUCGUCAUCGUCAAUGUGGUUCUCUGCUGCGUAGAGUACCGUGUUUUCAAGUACAAUCUCUAUUGGCCCAGCAUUCCUACACAGCUGUGGCGAUAUAUAGCUGAUCGGACUGGGGUGAUUUCUUUGGCAAACUUGGUCCUCAUCUGGGCAUUUGGUACCAGAAACAAUGUUUUGAUCUGGCUUACCGGUUGGAACUUUUCCACAUUCAACCAAUUCCACCGCUGGGCCGCUCGUGUGGCGACCAUUGAGGCCAUCUUACACAGUAUUGGCUACACGGUCCUUGAGUUUAGGAGUGGUGGUAAGGAGGAAUACUACGCCCAAUGGUCCGAACAAUAUUGGUGGAUGGGUGCCGUUGCCACCGUCACCAUGAGCUUACUCGUCGGGGCCUCCAUUCUUCCAGUGCGGAAGUACGUCUACGAUGCGUUCCUGAUGAUUCAUAUCGUGCUAGCGCUUCUGACCCUUGUUGCCAUGUUCUAUCAUGUUAAGAUCAUGGACGGAGAGUACAAUCCUUACAUAUGGGCGUGUGUGGCGGUGUGGUCGUUCGACCGGGCCCUGCGAAUUGGCCGGAUUGCCCUUCUCAACCGGACGUCUUUCAGGGCCACGGCAAAGUAUAAUCCAGAGUCAGAUGUUGUCCGCAUCGAAGUACCCGUCAGGAUAGCUGGAGCGCGGCCCAGUCCUGGCACAUACUACUAUUUGUACUGCAUCCAUGGGGCAAAGUUCUGGGAAAGUCAUCCUUUUACCCUCGCAGCAUGGAACACGCAAAAAGAUGCCACCGCGGCGGGCAACGGAACACUGUCAUUCAUCGUGCGGCCUCACGAUGGCUUCACGGCCCGAUUGCGGAAUUACUUGGUGUCGAGACAGGACAAGGAAGACGGCACGCUGUCGUCGGAAAAGAGUCUCCGUGUUGCCAUCGAGGGUCCAUACGGUCCCGGUCAUAACGUAGAGGCUUACGACUCUGCCUUGUUUAUCAUCGGCGGGAUGGGUAUCACGGUGGCGCUUGCGUAUAUCCAGGCCCUUUGUGAGAAACUCACGUCGCAACGAACCUUGAAGCUGCGGAAACUCUACCUCGUGUGGUCAGUCCGCAAUAUUGAGUUAUUUCGCGACGUGUACGAGCGGGAGUUGUCACAUCAUCUCGCCGCCGUUCGCUCCCACACUGGCGGCUUCGACUUGCAAAUCGCUCUGUAUCUGACGAGACAAUCGGCCAAGAUGGCUGUCGACAAUGUAAACGUCAAGAAGCUCAUGUUGACCGCCAACGAGAAAGCGAUCGGUCCUCUGACUGUCCCCGCGCCUGGCAACGACAACGCGGUGGUCGCCGCCGCGGACCGGACCGACACGCCACCGUCUUUGUCGAGCAGCUCUCCCCCUGCAACACCUUCCAAAGGCUUUGGCAAUGAGGAUGACCCUGUCAAAGCUACCAAGCUCGCUCCUAGUAUUAGUGUCUUUGAAAACCGCCCACGGGUGCAGGACAUCAUCGCGGCCGGCGCGCAAGAAUGUCGGCCAGCGGGAGGAAAACUGGCCGUCGUCUGCUGCGGCCCUGCCAGCUUGGCCGAUGACACCCGUGCCGCGGUCGUCAAAGCUUUGGGAGAAAAGGACGCUCAGAUCGACUUUUUCCCCGAAUUUUUCAACUGGUGA
Molecule: messenger RNA, 2346 nt
Organism: Exophiala spinifera
Lineage: Eukaryota; Fungi; Ascomycota; Eurotiomycetes; Chaetothyriales; Herpotrichiellaceae
Exons: 7
Coding region: 1-2346 (781 amino acids)
Biological process (GO): iron ion transport; copper ion import; intracellular iron ion homeostasis
Cellular component (GO): plasma membrane
Molecular function (GO): ferric-chelate reductase activity
Source: RefSeq, a predicted model, not a curated record